This is a messenger RNA of Linum trigynum, 3987 nucleotides long. The record is from the annotation of a GenBank genome assembly. Lineage: Eukaryota; Viridiplantae; Streptophyta; Magnoliopsida; Malpighiales; Linaceae.
AUGGCGGUGAACGUACAGCAUAAUUUCCCGCAGAGCCUGUGGGACUCGGUCCUCCAACUCACCAAGUCGGCCCAGGAGAAGAACGGCGACCCUCUCCUAUGGGCGAUUCAGCUCAGCUCCAGCCUCGGUUCCGCCGGCGUUGGUUUGCCCUCCGCCGACCUCGCCCACCUCCUCGUCUCCCAUAUCUGCUUUGGAAACCACGUUCCCAUCGCAUGGAAGCUCCUCGAGAAGGCCCUCACUGUCAAGAUCGUCCCUCCCAUGCUCGUGCUCGCCCUUCUCUCCACCAGGGUGAUUCCAAAUCGACAGUUGCAUCCUGCCGCUUACAGACUUUACAUGGAGCUAGUAAGACGACAUGCCUUCGCGUUUUCAUCUGAAAUCACUGGCUCAAAUUGUCCCAAGAUAAUGAAAUCCAUAGAUGAUGUUCUUCAUCUCUCAGAUGUGUUUGGACUUCAAGUGAACGAACCUGGGUCUCUUCUAGUUCAAUUUGUGUUUUCAAUGAUAUGGCAGUUGCUUGAUGCGUCACUGGACGAUGAAGGGUUGCUGGAACAUACCAUAGAAAAGCAAUCAAGGUGGGUUGUGGUUGCGCAGGAUAUGGAAAUUGAUGGCCAUGCUGGCAACACAAGAAAUGAGCAUAAUGAAGGGUUGCUGAAAGGAAAUACUACGAUGGCUAUUGAGCUUAUUGGGGAGUUUUUGCAGAACAGAUUAACUUCCAGGAUUCUUCACCUGGCUUCUGCGAACAUGCCUUCUCACUGGGGAAGCUUUGCUCAAAGACUACAAAUACUCCUAGCACAUUCAGCAGCUUUAAGAAGUUCAAAAAUUUUCACACCAGAGGACUUUGGGCAGCUGUUAUCCAAGACAACUAUACCUUUCCAUCGUUUUUUCAAGACAAAGCUACAGUUUGAGUGCCAUGCAGCUAUAUCUUCCACCUCUACUAAAUCAUCUGCUGGCCAAUGGCAUGGAACGAGUCAGUCUGAACUCUGGCUUCCUAUUGAUCUCUUUCUAGAAGAUUGCAUGGAUGGAUGGCAAUUGGCUGUCGUUAGUGCUAUAGAGAACCUAGUUGGUCUAGUGAAAGCUUUGCGGGCGGUUAAUGGUUGUUCAUGGCAUGAUACCUUUUUAGGACUAUGGACUGCAGCUCUACGACUAGUUCAAAGGGAAAGAGAUACCUAUGAGGGCCCUGUUCCUCGUCUUGAUACCUGCUUGUGCUUGUUAUUGUCUGUUACAACAAUUACGGUGGCUGAAAUCAUCGAGGAGGAAGAGAGUGAACAGAUGGAUGACACUGCAUGUUACCCCACCACUCAAAAGAAUGAGAAGCAGACCCCAGGCUCUUGCCGUGAUGGUCUGAUUGCCGCCUUACAGAUAUUGGGUGAUCAGGAAGGCCUGUUGAUUCCACCUCACCCUAUUGUUUCCAUAGCAAAUCAAGCGGCUGCUAAGGCAACCUUCUUUGUCUCAGGCCUUGCUACUAAUAAUAGCUAUUAUGAAAAUGUGAGCAUGAAUGACAUGCCGAUUGAUUGUUCUGGUAAUCUGAGGCAUCUAAUAGUUGAAGCUUGUAUAGCGAGAAAUGUGCUGGAUACAUCUGCAUACUUGUGGCCAGGCUAUGUUAGUUCAUGCACCAAUCAGGUUCCUAGCCAAAUGCCUGGUUGGUCGUCAUUUAUGAAGGGAUCACCAUUAACUUCUUCAAUGAUGAGCGCUUUGGUUGCUUCGCCAGCUUCCUGCUUACCAGAGAUCGAGAAAAUAUAUGAGAUUGCGGUCAAUGGUUCCAGUGAUGAGAAGAUAUCAGCUGCUAUCAUUCUCUGUGGAGCAUCUCUAGUUCGUGGUUGGAAUGUGCAGGACCACACUAUCCUUUUCAUCAUAAAAUUGCUUUCUCCACCUGUUCCAGCAGAUUACUCUGGAAGUGAAAGCCAUUUAAUUGAUUAUGCUCCAUUAUUUUAUGUUCUUCUUCUUGGAAUGUCUUCAGUGGACUGCGUGCAGAUAUUGUCCUUGCAUGGCAUGGCUCCACUGCUUGCAGGUGCACUAAUGCCCAUCUGUGAGGUCUUUGGAUCAGUUGCUCCUGACAACUCGUGGACUCUUCCAACAGGAGAAGAGGUCUCUUGCCAUGAUGUGUUCUCAUGUGGCUUCUCACUUCUAGUGAGACUUUGGAGAUUCCACUUCCCACCUUCAGAGCAAGUCAUGGGGGAUGUUACAUCAGUGGGCUCACAGUUAAGCCCUGAAUACUUGUUAAUGGUACGGAAUUCUCGGCUAGCAGCCUUUGGAACUUCACCUAGAGAUGAGAUAAAGAAGAAAAGGUUCUCUCAAAAGCUAACUCUCUCCAUUGAUCCAAUAUUCAUGGAUUCUUUCCCGAAAUUAAAAAUUUGGUACCGGCAUCACCUGGAAUGUAUCUCGUGUGCUUUCUCUGGUCUUGUACCCGGGACACCUGUUCACCAGAUCGUUGAGGCACUGCUCACUGUUAUGUUCAGAAAGAUAAACAGAAAUUCCCAGUCAGUGACAGCUCCUACAUCUUCUGGAAGUAGUAGUUCAUCAGGUCCUGCAGCUGAGGAGGCAUUAGCUAGGCUCAAAAUUCCUGCUUGGGAGAUCUUAGAAGCUACCCCAUUUGCCCUUGAUGCAGCUCUCACUGCUUGUGGCCAUGGAAGUCUUUCUCCCCGGGACCUUGCAACAGGGCUUAAAGAUCUUGCUGAUUUUCUGCCCGCAACUUUGGCCACUAUAGCAACCUACUUUGCAGCGGAAGUCACAAGGGGCAUAUGGAAACCUGCUUGUAUGAAUGGAAGUGAUUGGCCUAGCCCUGCUGCUAAUCUUGCCUUUGUUGAGCAACAGAUUAAGAGGAUACUUGGAGCUACUGGGGUUGACGUGCCAAGCCUUUCCAUAGGAGGGAGCUCUCCAGCCACGCUUCCUUUGCCAUUAGCUGCACUAGUUAGCCUCACAAUCACUUACAAACUGGACGAAGCAUCAGAGCGCUUCCUCACGAUCAUUGGCCCAGCCUUGACUGCACUAGCCGCUGGUUGCCCCUGGCCAUGCAUGGCUAUCAUAUCAUCUCUAUGGGUCCAGAAAGCUAAGCGUUGGAGUGACUUCCUUGUUUUCCAUGCUUCCCAAACCGUCUUCCACCACAACAGUGAUGCUGUAGUUCAGCUUCUAAGGAGCUGUUUCACAUCAACUCUGGGCAUCACUCCUCUAUACAUCUCCGGCAGUGGUAGCGUCGGUGCCCUUCUAGGCCACGGUUUUGGGUCCCACUAUUCUGGUGGGAUAGCGCCGGUCUCCCCAGGGAUUCUGUAUGUGAAAGUGCAUCGAGCAAUCCGAGAUGUAAUGUUCAUGACUGAAGAGAUUCUCUCCCUCCUCAUGCACUCCGUUCGAGAGAUCGCAAGCAGCGGGUUGCCCAGAGAUGCGGCAGAGAAAUUGAGGAAGUCCAAGCACGGGUUGAAGUAUGGCCAGCUCUCCACAGCCAAUGCGAUGAGACGUGUCAAACUAGCAGCUUCACUUGGGGCCUCGUUGGUAUGGAUCUCAGGGGGUCCGAACUUGGUCCACUCCCUGAUUAGAGAAACCUUACCUUCUUGGUUCGUAUCGCAACACGGCUGUGAGCAGCUAGUGGGUGGAGGGGGUGAUGUAGUUGCCACACUGGGCGGUUAUGCACUUGCUUACUUUACAUUGCUGUGUGGAACGUUUGCAUGGGGGGUUGAUUCUGUGUCACCAACAUCCGGAAGACGGGCACAAGUUCUGACCGCGCACUUGGAGUUUCUGGCUAGUGCGCUGGAUGGGAAGGUGUCGCUGGGUUGUGAGUGGAAGACGGCGCAGGCUUAUGUAUCAGUGCUGGUGGGGUUGAUGGCGGCUUGCACUCCAAAAUGGGUGGAGGAGGUGAACGCGGACCUACUGAAGAGGCUGAGCAAGGGAUUGAGGCGGUGUAACGAUACCGAACUGGCAUUGUCGUUGCUGGGACGUGGUGGGGUUGGGUCCAUGGGAGCAGCUGCAGAGCUUGUUGUAGAAUGUGGAUUGUUUUAUUAG